GUUGCAGCAUGUACUUAAUAUAUGGAGGAGCUGCUCGAGCUGGGGGAGACCUCCCUCUGGUAAAGAGUAGAGCUUGACGUGUUUUCCCUUCGAGAUAACGAUCCCCUCGAAAAACGUCGACGAGAGACAGAUCGCGCUCUUUCAUCAUGGCGCCGGGCUUCUUCAAGAAUCGCCGCGUGUACUUGCUCGCGACGGUGGCAUACAUGGGCUCCUUGCUCUUUGGAUAUGACACGGGCGUGAUGGGGAGCGUGCUGGCGCUCAAGAGCUUCAAGAGGGACUUCGGUCUGCCGAUGGACAGCUCAGGCUUCGCCAACUCGCACAACGCGCAGGUGUCGUCGAACGUGGUGUCGCUCCUGACGGCGGGCUGCUUCUUCGGGGCCAUCGGGGCGGCCUUCCUGAACGAACGCUUCGGGCGACGGUUCUCGCUGAUGGGCUUCUCGCUGGUGUUCCUCGUGGGCGCGGCCAUCCAGGUCGGCGCCCAGCACUCCAUCGGGCAGAUCUAUGGCGGGCGGGUCAUCGCGGGCCUGGGCAUCGGCGGCAUGAGCAGCAUCACGCCCAUCUUCGUGGCGGAGAACUGCCCGCCGGGCGUGCGCGGGCGCAUCACCGGCCUCUUCCAAGAGUUCCUGGUCAUCGGCUCGACCUUUGCGUACUGGCUGAACUACGGCGUCGCGCUGCACAUCCCCGAGUCCACCAAGCAGUGGCGCAUCCCGGUCGCCAUCCAGCUCAUCCCCGGCGGCUUCCUGUUCAUCGGCCUGUGGUUCCUGAAGGAGUCCCCGCGCUGGCUCGUCUCCCGCGGCCGCGUCGAAGAGGCCACCGCCUCGCUGGCCUACAUGCGCUGCGAGUCCCCCACGGACCCCGAGAUCGUGAAGGAGAUCGCGGAGAUCCAGGCGGCCAUCGAGGAGGAGCUGGCGGAGACGGAGGGCGUGCGCUGGCGCGAGUGCCUCACGCCGGGCAACCGCUGGCGCUUCGUCAACGGCUUCUGCAUCAUGUUCUGGCAGCAGUUCUCGGGCACCAACAGCAUUGGCUACUACGCGCCCGAGAUCUUCCAGACCAUCGGCGUGUCCAAGACCAACGCGUCGCUGUUCGCCACGGGCGUCUACGGCACCGUCAAGGUCGCCACCACGGCCAUCUUCCUCCUCAUCGGCAUCGACAAGCUGGGCCGGCGCAAGUCCCUCAUCGCCGGCGCCGCCUGGAUGAUGACCAUGAUGUUCAUCCUCGCCGCCGUGCUGAACACGCACCCGCCCACCGACGUCAACGUCGUGUCGCCCGCCUCCAUCGCCAUGGUCGUCAUGAUCUACCUGUACGUGAUCGGGUACUCGGCCUCCUGGGGCCCCAUCCCCUGGGUCUACCUCUCCGAGAUCUUCCCCACGCGGCUGCGCGCCUACGGCGUCGGCAUGGGCGCCGCCACCCAGUGGCUCUUCAACUUCUGCAUCACCGAGAUCACGCCCAGCGCCGUGAACCACAUCGGCUACCGCACCUUCAUCAUGUUCGGCGUCUUCUGCUUCGGCAUGGGCACCUUCGUCUUCUUCUUCGUCAAGGAGACCAAGGGCCUCAAGCUUGAGGACAUGGAUAUCUUGUUCGGUGCCGUCGAGGAGGCUCAGCGUCGUGCGGACGUGGAGCAGGUCCUGCAUAAGCAGGUCGUUAUGGGUGGAGAUGAGCUGGAUGUCCAGGAGGCUAAGGGCCCGACAAGCGUUAGGUUGGAGAAUGUGUCGCCGGCUACGCACGAGGUCGGCGCUGGGGAUGUGAAGUCGUGAAGUCGCGGGAGCCAGUGUCCUCCCUCGCUUGGGAUAGGGGAAGGGGAAUAAUAUAUUCACGUGAUUUCUAUAUCCAUACCUCAAGGUAGUU
Amorphotheca resinae ATCC 22711 is the source of this 1845-nucleotide messenger RNA. RefSeq lists its product as hypothetical. NCBI's taxonomy places the organism in Eukaryota, Fungi, Ascomycota, Leotiomycetes, Helotiales, Amorphothecaceae. Bases 147 to 1754 code for a protein of 535 amino acids. Gene Ontology annotation, molecular function: carbohydrate:proton symporter activity. The record is from RefSeq and is a predicted model, not a curated record. Gene Ontology annotation, biological process: transmembrane transport; carbohydrate transport. The transcript has 2 exons. Gene Ontology annotation, cellular component: membrane.